UCUUCUUCCUCACGCGCUCAUUUGCCUCCUCGUCUUCUCGCCUCCACCGCGCUCAAGCCCUCUGAGCUCUAGCCUCCUCAAUCCCGCGACCUCCAGCGAGCUUUCGGCAGCCAGCAGCGCGGCGGCUCUCGGUGACCCCUCCGGCAGUGCUCCCGCGAGUGGCUCCGACAUCCCCAGCAGCGCUUCAUCAGAUCCAUCUCCUUCGUCUUCGUCGGACCGCACCUAGCCCUUCCAAUGGCGACCACUGAUGCGUGCCCUGCGGCUUUGCGUGACCAGGUGUUGAUCCCAGCAGCAAACAGCGACAGAGUGUUUUUUCUUGGGCCAGCCGGCGACGAUGACCUCGUCGACUUGAUAAACGUCGAAACCAAUCAACUGGCGUACCUGCGAUCCAACCCCUCCCUCGAUGACUGGCAGCGUAGCUUCCGGUCUUGGCCAACGCCGAUUGCUGGCUGGAGGACUUGGUACCACCGAGUUGCCGCUCAGAAAUUCGGCACUUGGGACGAGCAAGGGAUUGCACACUGCAUCGGCCUGUCAGUGAUGGGGUCAGCCAAGCACGAAGCACCACUGGCCGCGUUGGUGUACUUUUGGAACAACGCUAUCAACUGCUUCCUCUUCGGGCACGGGCCAAUGGCACCGAGUCUACUGGGCGUGCACAUGCUGACUGCUCUGAAUGUUCAUAAAGAAUCGAACCCGUUCCUGGAGAAGGUGACCACUCAUCAUCGGCUCGAGGUCGGGACGCAGUCGAGUGGAUGGAAGUCAUACAUCCUCAAGUACUGCAAAUCUGAAGGGCCUGUCGACCAUCAGGAGCACACGGCAUUCUUGAACAUUUGGCUCGACAUGUCUUUUUUCAGCGGGAGUUCCCUGGAGCCAUCCUCCAAUUAUCAGUACUUGGCGGAGAGGCUGGCAGACGGAGUCAAACUGCCGAUGGGUCGAUAUCUGCUCGGCACCACUUUCAACAUGCUGCAUCUGGCAUCGAGUAGACUGCGCGACGGGCAGCCAGUCGGCCGUCUGGGAGGCCCCUGGUGGUUUCUGCAGUUAUGGAUUCAUACUUUCACCGCGCUGGCGUCAGAUGUCAAUCCUUUGACGAUCAGCUGCCCCGACCUCGACACUCCUGAAGCACUACAAGAAAUCUGGCCUUCCGUGACGUUUUCAGACCUUCCGUGAUGUUUUAUCUGUGACAUUUUUACACAUCGUCACAGAUACGGGGUUGGCCCGUUUGGACUCCGAUCGGGCCCGGAAUCUAUGACGAAACUGCUAAGUUCGUCACAAAUGAGUGUGAUGGCCCAUUUGGGCUCAAUCCGGGGAAUACGUUCUAUGACGAAUCUGUGGUUUCGUCAUAGAUUUCGUCACAAAUGUGUGUUAGGACUAUUUGUGCUCAAUCCGGGGCUAGUUCCAUGACGAAUCUGUGGUUUGGUCAUAGAUGGGUUUGUUGGCCCAUUUCGUUUCGUGUGCAGAUAUUUCUAAGUCAGCCUCUCCUGUGCACGGGUUUACUCGCCCUUUCUAGAUCUGUCGUCUCCCUCCCUCAGGCUCUGUCGUGUCUCGCCCGGUGGCGGAUGCGGCAGCGGAGUGCGGCGUCGGCAGCCGGCGGAUCACCGGGUAGGUGCGCUCCGUGUUGCACUAGGUACGCGGAUCACCGGCGGUAGCGGCGCGCGGCGUCGGCGACCGGCGGCAAAAGCUGCAGAGCCAGGAGGAGAAGCAGAGGGUUCGGCGGGCGGGCAGCGCGGGCGGCGGCGAACGUUGCCGGAAGUGGUCACGGCGCACAGCGUCGACGGCAAACUGUCCACCUGCUACGAGCGCUUCCUCCUCAACUCCAUCGGCCGGCGGGAGCAGUUGAGCUGCACAUAAUGCUGAUGGCAGAGAGUACUCCCCUCGACGCCCUUGCAUCGGCAGUGACGGAGAUGGAUAGAGUAGCAGACAAGUUGCGGAAGCAUGUUACCGAGGCCAGGGCCGCAGAUUGUACCAAGAACCAAGAGCUUGAGAAAGCACUUACUCAGGUAGAGGUUUUAGCUGAGUCGCUCGAGCAAUUUGCAUUCCUCUGCCAGGAGGUGGUUGUGAAGAACUCCCCGCCAGAUCAUGAGGAGAUAACCUCUACGGAUGAGAGGGAGGCUGCUGAAAGGCAAUGGGAGUUCGAACAUCCUAUACCACCUCAAACUCUUGCGGAGCACUGCGAGCAGCACGGCUUGAACUAUGACAGUGAUCAGUCUAGGGGAAUCAACUAGGUGAAUUUUGCCUACGUGCCUAGUGUGACUGUUUUCAGUAGUGUUUUAGGUGUAUGUACUGUACUGUGAAUGUUGCCUAAGUGCCUAAGUGUGUCAUGUGAAUGUUGCCUAAGUGCCUAAGUGGCUGCUGUGAAUAUUGUUGUACUGUCAUGACAGGGAAUGCUUAAGCUAUGUUCGGACUAAAACUUCUUAUGCUGGGGGUUAGUAAUGUUUGCACUUAAUUCUUGAUGCUGCCGGUUGAUCAUGUGAUGAUAGGUAAGUAGUGUUGUGUAAAAGCGAUUGGUUCAAUUUGGAUGGCGUUGUACAGACUGCGAAGCAGCAGAAGCCAGAGAUGCGUGUGUUGGCCCAUUUCUCCCAAAUUCAGUCCAUUUAGUGCAGGGACUAAAACUCUAGAAAUGGCUGAAGCCCACUUCCCGUUCAGCCUGACGGCCCAUCGGCCCAUCUCCACAGUGGACGGAAAACUGGCAGAUAUUUCCGAGUCGGCCUCUCGCGUACAUUCGUUUUCUCGCCCUUCGUCUCUCGUCUCCAUCCCCGGCGAGCGCGUCGGCGGCCGCGGCGGAGGCCGGCUGGUUCAAUUUGGUGGCGGGGAGAGAGGAGCGGCAGCGGGAGGGAGGCCACGGCGAUCCGGAGGCGGGGCUCCGUGACGAGGACUGCGAGGACCCCGCGACCGACCACGGCCACGGCCAUGGCCACCGCCCGUCCCUCUCGGCCCCGGCCGCAGUCGUCCUCCUCAGCGUCGCCCCCCUGUCCUCCGUCGUCCGAAUCAUCUACGACGCGCACAGAUCCGCUGCUGCCGAGCUCUUCACCCCCUCCACCGACGGAUCCUUCGGGGAGUAAGUGCACUGACUCCUUGAGCGCGUCCGUCCUCACGAUCUCCGUGAUGUGGCUAUUACAGUGGCGCAAUUGUUGUCUCAGAUGUCACAUUUUAUGCAAUGCCAUAGUAAUUAGAUUUCGUAUAUGUUAGACAUAAUCAAUCCGUAUGAACUACGACGCCUCAAAAAUUGUAUGAGGAUCAAGGCGCGGCUCGAAGAACUUGGCUUACCAUGUAGUCAAAAAUUGUAUGAGGCUCUAGGAGAUCAAUCUGAUGAUAAGCAAACAGAGUCAUCUAACAAGACUGCUCGCAAGAAAACUGGAAGUAAAAGAUCUUCAGAUGACAUGUCUGCUGCUGGAAUAUCACCACCUGCUGCUAAGAGAUUUGCUCCUGCCUCUUCACAGCGAACCACGAGGGUCACAAGGUCACAAAAGUCUGCUCCUGGUCCUGCUGCUGCACAGCCAACUAAAAGGGGCACAAGAGCUGCUCCUCCUGCUCCUAUGGCUGCAACGUAUGGAACUCAAUGCAACAUUCUCUAAUGUGUGUAUGUUUGGACAUGUUUGGUUCAUAGACAUGUCAUUUAGGUUGGAUGGCUUUUGUUGGACAUGUCUGGUUCAUAGACAUGUCAUUUAGGUUGGACGGCUUUUGUUGGACAUGUUUGGUCCAUAGACAUUCUGUAAGGUUGGAUGGCGUUUGUAGGACAUGUUUGAACUGAAUGCAACAUUCCGUAAAGUUGGACAUGUUUGAACUGAAUUUGUACAAAGUUUCUGAGUUGUACAGAAUUUUGAGCA
Messenger RNA from Panicum virgatum (switchgrass), 3821 nucleotides. Its product is annotated as translation initiation factor IF-2-like. The coding region runs from base 235 to 1164 and encodes 309 amino acids. The transcript has 5 exons. Lineage: Eukaryota; Viridiplantae; Streptophyta; Magnoliopsida; Poales; Poaceae. The record is from RefSeq and is a predicted model, not a curated record.